Solea senegalensis (Senegalese sole) is the source of this 764-nucleotide messenger RNA. RefSeq names its product hemoglobin subunit beta-1-like. Bases 220 to 663 code for a protein of 147 amino acids. Gene Ontology annotation, biological process: oxygen transport; hydrogen peroxide catabolic process. The transcript is spliced from 3 exons. Gene Ontology annotation, cellular component: haptoglobin-hemoglobin complex; blood microparticle; hemoglobin complex. The record is from RefSeq and is a predicted model, not a curated record. Gene Ontology annotation, molecular function: oxygen binding; organic acid binding; haptoglobin binding. Lineage: Eukaryota; Metazoa; Chordata; Actinopteri; Pleuronectiformes; Soleidae.
UAAAUCUAAUACUACAUUAAAUGUGGUGGUUGGAAAUGUCCAGAACCUUCUGGAGAAGUUGAGGCUUUAUCUCAGUCUUCAUCUGUAGCCAAUCAGAAGCUGCUGCCCCUUUAGGGUGGAGAUGACCUUCAACCAUUUAUAAGGACACACACGUCCAACUGAAGCUUCAUUCAGCUUCAUUUGCUUUGAAUAAAAGAAACAAAAUACCCAAGAGCAGCCAUGGUUGUCUGGACUCCAGAAGAAAUCAAGACCAUCACCGGCAUCUUCUCCAGCCUGGACUAUGAGGACAUCGGCCCCAAGGCUCUGUGCAGGUGUCUGAUCGUUUACCCCUGGACUCAGAGGUAUUUCGGUAGCUUCGGUAACCUCUACAACGCCGCCGCCAUCAAGAGCAACCCCAACAUCGCAGCUCACGGAGUCAAGGUGCUCCGCGGUCUGGACCGCGCUGUGAAGAACAUGGACAACAUCAAGGCAACCUAUGCCGAGCUGAGCACCCUGCACUCUGAGAAGCUGCACGUCGACCCCGACAACUUUAAUCUGCUGGCCGACUGUCUGACCAUCGUCAUCGCCGCCAAAAUGGGAGACGACUUUACCCCAGAGACCCAGGCCACCUUCCAGAAGUUCCUGGCUGUGGUGGUGAAUGCUCUGGGAAAACAGUACCACUAAACGUGCUGAAGCCUCCAACACCUGGAGAAGGUCCUCAACAUCUGACUCAGUGAUGUGUCACUCAUCUCUUCCAUGGACAAAAUAAAAAAAAUAAAAAUAAA